Molecule: messenger RNA, 674 nt
Organism: Dentiscutata erythropus
Lineage: Eukaryota; Fungi; Glomeromycota; Glomeromycetes; Diversisporales; Gigasporaceae
Source: the annotation of a GenBank genome assembly
AUGGAAGAUUUUAAUAAAGAAUAUGACAUCGAUUUGACAACGUAUUUUGAGAAAAUUACUUGUUGUAAGGAUGAUUUAAAUGAUAUACACAAUAACCCAGAAUCUGGGUUUAGAGUACGACUUGAGCGUGUAAAAAUGGUAGACAUGGCUGAAAGUGAUAAGGUGGUUUGUAAACGAACUAUUCUCUGCAAGCAUUCUGCUGAUAAUGCAAAUAUCGUUCAAGAAAGUAAUGAGUGUCGAUUUACGUGGUUACAACUAUUUACUGGUAAUGAAACUGGAGAUACUAUAAAUGAAAAGUUUGUUGAUGAAGUUCUUUUUUAUAGAAAAGUUCAGAGCUUUGCUUAUACUGCUGUAAAUAAGUGUAUAUUGCAUCGUGAUAAUGACUUUAUUGAUUUAAUUGAAGGGUAUCUAGCAAAGGUUCAUGCUAGUGAAGAUAAAUUGGUUGAAGAAGUUAUAGAAGAUCAAGAUACUAUUGAAAAUGUAGAAAGUAAUGUAAUAUCAAUUGCGAAUUCCCGAAAGGUAGUUACUAGGGGAAGGCCAAAGUUAGCAAGUUAUGAUAAAAAUAUCGCAACGACUACACAAGAAAAAGAUAGUAAAAAACAUGGACAAUAUACUUGUGGGUUGUGUAAACAACCGGGCUAUAAUAUUGCAACUUGCCCACAAAAAGAGAAAGA